Messenger RNA from Suillus discolor, 1340 nucleotides. RefSeq lists its product as uncharacterized. The coding region runs from base 190 to 1209 and encodes 339 amino acids. The transcript is spliced from 6 exons. NCBI's taxonomy places the organism in Eukaryota, Fungi, Basidiomycota, Agaricomycetes, Boletales, Suillaceae. The record is from RefSeq and is a predicted model, not a curated record.
UAAUAAACUACCAUGUGUGUCCACCCGGCCGCUGGCCGUAUCUCACGAGGUUCUCGGUUUGAUCAUCAGAAUGAAAACAAAUCAUUCUUUCCGUGCCUUCAGGCUGCUGCGCGCUCCCUUCGUUGACCACCGCCAGCACCAUCAUACCAACACAAUACCUGUUCACUACUGUCAAGGCUGUUCUAUGCGAUGUCAGGCUCUCCAACUGAUAUAGCAGCUUUGAUUGGCUUUGGUUGUGAGGCAGUCUUGUAUGGCAGUUACUGCAUUCUUUUCAUCGUCUCAUGGAUAGUCUUGAGUCAAAAACGACCUUCGCCAAACCUUAGUAGCCCUGUUGUUUUUGCCAACUGUUUGCUCUUUUUCUGCUGCACUGCACAUUUUGCACUCGAAUUCAAUCAUUUUUAUACAACUCUUGAGUCAACAGGCGUCGAUGGGUUUUCCGCGGAGACUCCUGGUCUUUUGGGCGCAGAUUUCCUUAUCUCGUUCACGGAUCUCGUCGGUGACCUAGUUCUCGUCUACCGCUGCUGGAUGCUUUGGGAUAGGAACUACUAUGUAGUCAUACUUCCCCUUCUUACUGCCUUCGGUGGCUUCGCUUGUAUAAUGGAGGUACUCCACCUUGUCAUUACGAUGGACCCCACUGCACCUGCCCCUCCCCCCGCUACGGUGGGGUUGGGGCUCGCAGGAUAUAUCCUACCUCUUGCCACCAAUUUCGUCGUCACCUCUCUUAUAGUUUACCGCAUCUGGAUCUCCUCUCGUGUUGUGAAAGAAUCGCCUAUAGUCAUCGGCCAAGGCGCCUCCCAUCGCGCGAUGAUGCUCAUCAUCGAAAGUGGUGCCCUCUAUCUUAUAACACAAUUCGUGUUCGUCGUACUCUUCUCGAUCCAACACCCCUCACAAGGUAUCGUGGCGGUGAUUGCCACCCAAGUAUACGGCAUCGCACCUACCCUCAUUAUUAUUCGGGUUAGCUUGGGAAUUUCAUCAGAGCAUACCACCAAGGCAAUAACGUCCACUCGUAUUGAAUGGAUCGCGCGCCGUGGAGGCGACACAGGCACUACGGGUACCCAAUUCACUGUCGAACACAGCAUGGUCGAAACCGAUAUGGAUAUUCGGAUGAAAGACUUCGAUCUCACCCGUAUGAAGCGUCACGAGGAGAUUGAGAUUGCAGAGGUCGAGAUGGGGCCUGCUGGCCAUUACGAAAGCGCUUCGCCUGUAUAACACCUUGAUACUAAAGGUAUCUUGAACCUUGUUGUAGUGCUAAUAGAAUUAUCAAUUUGGCAUUACAAAAAGCAUCGCACAUGACCCCACUCCCCUUAUUCGAACGGCGUACUUGGGUGUUCUAGCAUGUA